Telopea speciosissima is the source of this 2324-nucleotide messenger RNA. Its product is annotated as calcium-dependent protein kinase 18-like. Lineage: Eukaryota; Viridiplantae; Streptophyta; Magnoliopsida; Proteales; Proteaceae. Bases 261 to 1892 code for a protein of 543 amino acids. The transcript is spliced from 12 exons. Gene Ontology annotation, molecular function: calmodulin binding; calcium/calmodulin-dependent protein kinase activity; ATP binding. Gene Ontology annotation, cellular component: cytoplasm; nucleus. Gene Ontology annotation, biological process: protein autophosphorylation; peptidyl-serine phosphorylation; intracellular signal transduction. The record is from RefSeq and is a predicted model, not a curated record.
CCACGUCCAAAUUUCAACUCAGGGAGAGGAGCUCCAGCAAUCACCGCCCUUCUCCCUCUUCUCUCUCCUGUCUCACCGUCGUGGCUUCAAAAAAGUCUCCUCCUUUGACCACCCCCUCUUUCUUCUCUUCUUCCUUCCCUUUGCUUUAAGCCUUCCCUUCCCAUAAUCCCAUCUCAUCUGUCUUGAUGAUUAACAGCACUCUUUAUAUAUCAAUUUGAUGGUUCUCUCGUCUGCAAACACGGGAGGCUAUUCUGCAAAUCAUGGGCAUCUGUAUUUCAACGACCAAGAAGGUCAAUGGCGCAAAUUCUAAUAACAACAGCGACAACAACAACAAUAAAAAGAAUAACAACCAGAAAGAGAGCACCAAACCCUCUUCAACAGCGCCACAAGAGAGUCAUAAGAAUCGAUCACAGCAGCCACACCCGAAGGGUAAAGGGCAUUCGAGGCAUCCUAACGGGGUUAUUCCAUGUGGGAAGCGAACGGAUUUUGGAUACGCCAAGGAUUUCGAUAAGAAGUAUUCGACCGGGAAAUUGUUGGGUCAUGGGCAGUUUGGUUACACUUUUGUUGCCACCGAUAAGUCUAAUGGGGAGCGUGUCGCCGUCAAGAGGAUCGAGAAGAAUAAGAUGAUCCUUCCUAUUGCUGUCGAGGAUGUUAAGCGAGAGGUCAAGAUAUUACAAGCCCUCACAGGCCAUGAGAAUGUUGUUCAAUUUUAUAAUGCAUUUGAGGAUGAAUCUUAUGUCUACAUAGUUAUGGAGUUAUGCGAGGGUGGUGAAUUACUGGACAGAAUAUUGGCAAAAAAAGAUAGCCGUUACACUGAGAAAGAUGCAGCAAUUAUUGUAAGCCAGAUGCUCAAAGUUGCAGCUGAGUGUCAUUUGCACGGUUUGGUACACCGUGACAUGAAACCAGAGAAUUUUCUUUUCAAGUCGACCAAAGAAGAUUCACCCCUGAAGGCCACAGAUUUUGGUCUCUCUGACUUCAUAAAACCAGGGAGGAAAUUCCAAGAUAUUGUUGGCAGUGCUUACUAUGUUGCGCCAGAAGUACUAAAGCGCAAGUCAGGGCCUGAAUCAGAUGUCUGGAGUAUUGGUGUCAUUACAUACAUUUUGCUUUGUGGAAGACGCCCAUUUUGGGAUAAGACUGAGGAUGGUAUAUUCAAGGAGGUCUUAAAGAACAAGCCCGAUUUUCGUCGGAAGCCAUGGCCAAGCAUAAGCAACAGUGCUAAAGAUUUUAUUAAGAAAUUAUUGGUGAAGGAUCCUCGUGCUAGACUGACUGCCGCUCAAGCCUUGUCACACCCAUGGGUUAGAGAAGGAGGUGAUGCCUCGGAGAUCCCUGUAGACAUAUCUGUGCUGUCCAACAUGCGGCAGUUUGUGAAAUAUAGCCGAUUGAAGCAGUUUGCUCUUAGGGCAUUGGCUAGCACACUUGAUGAAGAGGAGCUGGCUGAUCUCCGGGAUCAGUUUGAUGCGAUUGAUGUGGAUAAAAAUGGAGCUAUUAGUCUUGAAGAAAUGAGACAGGCCCUUGCAAAAGAUCUUCCAUGGAGAAUGAAGGAGCCACGUGUUCUAGAGAUCCUUCAAGCGAUAGACAGCAACACAGAUGGGCUUGUAGAUUUCUCAGAAUUUGUUGCAGCCACCCUUCAUGUGCAUCAAUUGGAGGAACAUGAUUCUGAGAAGUGGCAACAGCGAUCUCAGGCUGCUUUUGAGAAAUUCGACAUUGACAGGAAUGGAUUUAUCACACCAGAGGAACUGAGGAUGCACACUGGACUCAAGGGCUCUAUUGACGUACUUCUUGAGGAGGCUGACAUCGACAAAGAUGGGAAGAUAAGCUUGCCAGAGUUCCGUCGACUUUUAAGAACUGCUAGCAUCAGUUCACGCAAUGCACCAAAUUCUCGGAAGAUAUAAGUCACAGGUUAUAGUUUUAAAGAGUGACAGCAGGAGAGAGAGGUGACAAGGGCAUGUUAGAGGUGGUGUGAUACACCUCUUGUGAUCUAUGUACUAGAAGAUUGUAAUCCUAGACAGCCCUAACUGCUUCUGGCUCCAUCGCUAACCUGAAGGCCUGUGGAAAAGUGAGCUUGUAUUGAUGAUCCACAUUGGAUUGUGAAGAUGGAUCACACGAGGAGAAAGCUUGUUUGAUCAAUAGUUGGUGGGACUUCACACGAAGAUGGCUUUGGUGAACUUUGUUCCCUUAUGAAACUGUACAUCCUUAAUCAUAAUAGGGCUCAUAAGUUGUUCCCCUACAAUUGUAAUGUGUGAGAGUAGAAAUUACUAAUGCAAAAUUGGUGUCCUAGAAUUCUUUUAUCACAUACUUGAAUAACAGGAUUUUUUUCCUUUUUC